This is a messenger RNA of Microbotryum saponariae, 150 nucleotides long. The record is from the annotation of a GenBank genome assembly. Lineage: Eukaryota; Fungi; Basidiomycota; Microbotryomycetes; Microbotryales; Microbotryaceae.
AUGGGGCCGGGGCUCGCGAGCGCACGGAUAGUGGGAAGUGGGGGCCCGGAGAAGGAGUCCACCGGCCAGCCAUCAUUCGGUCCAGUCUGGUCCAGUCUGAUUCUUUCGCCGUACAACAUGUUGCUCGUCGCCGAGGGGCAACUUCAUUGA